Messenger RNA from Acanthaster planci (crown-of-thorns starfish), 2901 nucleotides. RefSeq lists its product as uncharacterized. The record is from RefSeq and is a predicted model, not a curated record. Lineage: Eukaryota; Metazoa; Echinodermata; Asteroidea; Valvatida; Acanthasteridae. Gene Ontology annotation, cellular component: membrane.
UAGUCAAGCGCAGUGCUCUGAUCUGACGCAUCCGUGAACUGGAACGUGCUUUCAUAUCAUGAGGGCAAGGGACCUCGGUACUGUAUCUCUGACUAAUGCCUUUUCCCAAGGCUAAGUUGAAAUCACACGGUAUUCGGAUGGCAAGUCCAGCAUUGGUCGUGUCGUGUUGCGUGUCAUGCGCGUUACUUACAGCAAAAGUUCGAAUGGCUGGAAAAUCUGUUGAACCUAGCAAUCGAGACGCCACUUUUUACGGUGAAUGUUCUGUGGGCUUUAAGUUUUCUUUUGGCGGACUAAACUAAAGUUUUGAUAUCCAGCGAUGUCAUUGGAGUACUACGCAUGUCGUCAUGGACUCCAAACGUCUUUGGUACAUUCUGUGGACUGUACUCUGGAUCAUCGAGCAUCGGGAGUGCCACAGCAUUCCAACAAAGACUGUACCUUGCAAGUUUGAGGACAACUUCUGUGGCUACAAGCAGGACCCAACCGAUGAUUUUGAUUGGUCGAUGGCCAGCCAGGGUGUUUGGGAAACUCUGCAAUAUAAACCAAAUAAUUACAUUUGUGCCUUCCGGAACGCAACCAGUCUACGUCCGGGGAGCCUUGCUCGUUUAGUCUCGCCGGUCUACGAGGUCACGACCCCGUCUCUGCUUAGUCUCCAGUUUAAGCAUUUCAAGACCGAAGGGGAUGGCAGCCGCCUUCGGAUCAGCGUGCACGCUACGACCAAGAUAUUUGGAGGUAGACGUGACGACCAACCGUUCUUUCGAAUACUCGGCGAGCUGAAGACCGAGUUGCCGUGGACGACACUGGAGGGAAGGAUUGACGUAUUUGCUCCAUUUCAGUUGGUGAUAGAGGCAGAGGUUGGGUACUUUACGAGGAGCAUCAUAGCAGUUGAUGACAUCAUCCUCACGUUAAAUGCGUAUCCAGUCCAACCUCAAACAAGCGUCAAUGAUUCAGCACAGCAAAAUGCACUGGGCGGUCGCCAAGAAGGCGGGGCAAACGAUGCCCUUACAUUAUGGCCUAGUCUGACGUCACAAGAUGUAGGGGGCCGGCCAUCCCACACAGAGGGCGCCUCGCAGGAAGGAAUGGCGGGUUCGGACGAUGAGGGCGUCUCUCUGUGUUUUGUCCUGGCGCUGACGUCAUCAAGCUUGCUUGUCAUCGUGUUGGUCAUCUUUAUGAUUGUCUUUCUGUCCCUCACAAGAAAUAAGAGACGAUUCCGCAGAUUUAACUUCAGCCACGACUACGAAGAAAUCAAAGGCAAAGAGGCGUACAACCAAACGACCUCCGUGUCCGCCAUGGCCAUCAUGAAAGAACGCCCUCACCCCCGCCUGAUCUACCACAACCGUCACACCAGCUUCUCUCGCAUCCAGAGCCUGUCGAGCUGCCUGUCCCGACUGAGCAUGCGUGAUAGUCUCCACUCCAGCAUCUACGCCGAGAUCACGGAUGCAGACCUGGACCUGGAUGGCGACAUGUCGGACCCUGGAAUCGGUAAUUGUACGACAAUGACCACGACCUGCACAGGGACCUGGGACAUCUGCAGCAGCAGUGAAAGCAGUAGUGGCAGCGACAACACGCUUGCCGGGGGGUCUCAUAUCACCGCUUCCUCGAUCAAUAAACUUUACCCUAGCCUCAGUGACGAGGGGAGUGUCAGUCAAAAUGAUAGCGGCUGGGUUGAGAACAUUAUCUACGAGCGCACCUCCGAUAUCAGUAGCUUUGACUCUACUGGCGGACGCUUUGGCUUAAGUAACGCCUUUAAAGGCUUCGGCUGCAGCAAAGCGGCGGCUGGAUUUAAGUCUAGGCAGCGUGUGCACUCAGUGUAGUCGGCAACCAGCACCCCCCCCCCAUUUUUGAGGGAACAAAAGCUUAAAUAUGUAAAUACGGAAGUAUGUGAAAACCAAAUUUUUUGUAUUAUACUUAAUGAAUGCUGUUUAAAAUGGCAACACAAGUUUAAACUUGUUAAAAGUGGCAGAGUGGACUUUGUACAUUCCUGCAUGCUGCUGAAAAAUUCCCAUCCCAAUCAAAUAAAUCGCAAAUACUAAAUCACAAAUAGUACUGCAAACUGUUGGCUGACCACAGUGGCCUAUACAAAAGUUCAAGGACCUGACGUUUACGUUUCAAUCCUAGCAGAAUCUUUUUCAAAAGCAUGUAGACUUCAACAAUUUCUAUCCCUGCUUUAGUGGGGAGCUGUAAUUUAGGGAAAAUCUAUUCCUAAACCAGUUAAGAAAAAAAUUAUAUGAUCAUACAUUUACUCCAACUGCAAAAAAGUGACAAGAUAUCCACCAAAGACAGUCGAGAAUUGUCAGUUUCGGGCCAAGUCUUUACCCCGACCACCAUCCCUCAUGACGUGGAUGUCGGGUCGAGUCAUGCCCGGAAAUUUUACUCCCUUUAAUCGCGAAAAGCUUUCCCUUUUUCUUUUUAAUGAAACUAAACUGGAUUUGCUGAUAGAUUCCAACGAUUCCUAUAGCCCUGGGAAGAGUUCCAGUUGAACAUAUUUUGUAAAUACAUACCGUUUGAAUACACCCCGUUUUGACGCUCUGGAAUGUAUCAUAUCACGCGUAUUAGUUUUAAUCAUUGUAGAAAGUCAGUCAGGCAGUGUUACAUGUACAUCUAAACCUUUCGUUUCCUUCUUAAACGUGUUUUAACACCUGUCAGCAACAGCUACCUGUAUAUUUGUCUGCCUAUCUGUACUUUGACGAGUCUCAGUCAAUUCUGUCCUUCCUUUGUGGCCUUUGCUUUCACGUAAACCGGGAUUAUAAGAAUAUGUCAAUGGAAACCCAUGCCUUAACACGCGUAAUAAUUAUUUCCCCGUGAAGUUUUGAGAUGAGGAAAAUCAUCACUUUUAGUUUCGAAUCUCAGUAUCAUGUUUAUAAAAACAGGCUGAACCCUUUUACAAAUAAAAAUUUAAAAAUU